AUGGGUGGGAUCAAACUUGACAUGUCCAAAUCAUUUGAUCGAAUUGAAUGGAGCUUCCUGAAAGAUAUAUUAUCACAACUGGGAAUCCAUAAAGAUUGGAUUCAGCUAAUUGAUCAAUGCAUCUCUACGGCUACAAUUUCUAUUUUGUUAAAUGGUGUCUCGGGUGAGACUUUUAAACCAACUAGAAGCCUUCGACAAGGUGACCCUCUCUCACCUUACUUAUUUAUACUGUGUAUGGAAGCUUUCUCCUGUAUUCUUUAUAAUGCAGAAUCACAAAGGAAGAUUUAUGGCAUCAAAGCAACAAGAUCCAGUCCAAGCAUCAGCCACCUGUGUUUUGCGGAUGACAUACUACUAUUUCUUAAGGCCAGACCAGCAGAACUCAGGUAUCUUCAGUCCUUACUAGACCAAUUCAGCAAUGCUUCUGGGCAAGUAGUAAACCUUCAGAAAUCUGCAAUCUUCUUCAACAAAAAGCUCUCAAGGUCUGUAUGCAUCCAAUAUGCACAAAUACUUCAGAUGAAAUCUAUAGGAUUAGGGGAGAAAUAUUUGGGUCUGCCACUACUCAUGUCUCGCUCAAGAACGCAAAAUUGUUCAUUUCUUAGAGAUAAAAUGCAAUCUAAGCUACAAGGAUGGGAAGGGAAAAUGCUUACUCAAGCAGCUAGGAGUACUCAACUUCAGAGUGUACUAGGGACCAUGCCUCUUUAUCUGAUGCACUGCUUAAAGGUUCCCCAACAGACUAUCAAUAAUUUGGAUAAAGUCCAACGUAAUUACUGGUGGAAUCACAAUGCUUCUACACGUCCCAGACAUUACAAGAACUGGUCCAGCUUAUGUCUUCCGAAACGAUAUGGAGGAACUUCAUGGGUCUGGCAAAGUAUUUGCCAUGGAUUGCAGCAGGUGCAAAGACUUUGUAUCUGGCAAGUGGGUGACGGUAAAACUAUAAAUAUCUGGAGACAUCAUUGGAUUCCUAAUUCAGGCGGCCCAUUAUUACAUCCAGAAGAGCUGAAUUUGAGUGAUUACCAAUAUGUUGCCGAGCUUCUAGAUGAAGAUAACCAAUCUUGGAAAGUGGAGCUUCUCCAGCAAUUGUUUACUCCGGACCAGGUGCAACAAAUUCUCACUAUCCCACUGGAUAUGACGAGAAAAGACAAACUUGUCUGGCCUCUAACCUCCACUGGACACUUCACCACCAAAUCAGUUUACAACCAUUUGGUUAAGGAGUCCCAGCAAAAUCAACCACAAUAUCUGCAAAUGCCAUCCAAAGUUUGGCUGCAACUAUGGAAAUUAAAGAUUCCAUAUAAACUGAGACGGGCUACUAUAUUUCCUCGUUGGCAAACGCCACCAGAGGGUUACUUUAAAAUUAAUAUUGAUGCUUCUAUGUUGCCUAACUGUACAAUUGCGGGAAUUGCCAUUCUAAUUAGAGAUCCUGCAGGGCGAUUCGUGGAAUCCAUGGGACUCCUCCAGCAUGCCAGAAAUAUAACUUAUCAGAUAAUAUCCGUUAGUAACAAAAAAAUCUGUAAAGGUGAAAUUAUUCUCAUACUGUCAUACAUAAAACUUGGAAACAGUACUCAUAAGAUGGCAUCUGAAUUGUCUUCAUUUGAAUGUAAGUCUCUUACUCACACACAUACAUGA
Molecule: messenger RNA, 1623 nt
Organism: Papaver somniferum (opium poppy)
Lineage: Eukaryota; Viridiplantae; Streptophyta; Magnoliopsida; Ranunculales; Papaveraceae
Exons: 3
Coding region: 1-1623 (540 amino acids)
Source: RefSeq, a predicted model, not a curated record